AUACGUCUCGAUCAACUGAUUACAGCUACUUUUCUUACAAGUAAAUUUAUAAUUUUGAUAACGUUCUACAGAUCGAUACAUUGAAUGAACGAUACUCGAUAUUUGAUAGUCGAUUCUGAUUACUAAUCGAUUGCAAAUUGCGAUCCAUGAAAAAUAAUAACAUUGCUUUGGAUUAGGGUUUUAGGUUAGGUCCCUUUGUAUUUUCAUUUCAGUUUAUUCUGAUAAUAUUUCAAUUGAUUAGUAUUUAUGAAAAAACUAACUGAGUAUUCAUGAUAUGGCGGGUCCAAUGGAAAAAAUACAAGCACUGGAUAGUAUAGAACGUGAUAUAAUAUUAUGUCUCCAAAGUGCAGGUCAAGCUCUGUCAGAACUGGGAAAGGAAAAGUCGAGUUUAAAGCAAGCUGAAGGACAAACACAGCAGUUUUUGAAAACGCUCAGCAGUGUCGAAUCGAAACUCACCGACCAAAUCAACUACCUUACUCAGGUUUCUACAGGGCAGCCGCAUGAGGGCUCCGGUUAUGCGUCGCAGAAGGUGCUGCAGAUGGCGUGGCACCGGCUGGAGCAUGUGCGUAGCAGAGUCAACGACCUUGAGUGGGUGCGCAACAAACACAUGCAAGGCAGGGGCAUGAUCCGCCCCCCCGCCAUCACCGGCCAACACCAGCCGCAACAACAGCAACCUCAACAACAGCAGCAGCAGCAGCAGCCGCAACAACAACAGCCUGCAGUCCCAGGCCAGCCUCCCAGCUGAGUCUAUUAAGAAAGUCGACAAAAGUGUAUCGACAAAGAGCAAUUCAACCGACGUCAUACAUUUGUCAUCAGAUUCAUUCGUUGCUUCUAUUAGAUGAGAUCAUUCUACUGGUGGUUAAAUUUAAUAGUGCACUGGGAGGUAAUGCCAGAAGAAAUUUAAACACUUCUUGAAAAACACUGAUUAUAUUGUCAAAUACUCUCCAUCAUUUUACUUUCAGGGCUAAAUAAUGGAAUAAAGUGGAAUUCACAGUACAGUCGGUGUUUCUCAUCAUGGUAAAGUUCCAUAAUAUAAAAUUUAUUCAACAAAUUUUAUAAAAACUCUCUCAUAUGACGUUAUAAGUGUAAGUCUGUCCAGUGUAUUGUCAACGUAGAAGAGAUUUGUAGAACGAUCGGUUAUGACAGAGAGGAUCAUAUUCAUAAAUGAUUUGAAGAAUUGUCUUAGGUAAUAGUUAGGCUCGUUUUGGUAAACUAGGCUUUAGAGCUAGUCUAAUGAAGCGGGCCAUUCUCUAUCUGACAAGGUAGUUCCAACUACUUUGGCCAACAACUUUGGAUCUUUCACCACUCAAGCUCUGGCUGGUAAGUCAAAUAUCCCCACUCACGUUCCAAAUCGAAGAGAAUCAUCUCUCAUUAUCAUCCGCCUCAUUACCCACGCACAAGCCUAGAGCUCAAGAGGGCAUCACCCUCAGUAAAAAAAAUCGAACCUGAAUAGACGGCUGACCUUGCAAGGUCAGCCAAGUUAGUUGAACAGUUUACCAGACUUCCAGCAGCAUUAGCCCCGCCCACAACAGCCCCAUUCACGUUCCGACGUCGAAUUGAAGGACCUCAAGGUGGACAGUACAUCGCAUAGUGAAUGCCCGAUUAAUUCUGAUUUAUUGGCACCUAGGCAACUAAAGCUUGCUUUGCUAAGACAAUUCUUUGAAUUAUUUAUGAAUAUGGUCAUCUCUGUCAUAACCACAUUUACUGUAUAAGAUUCUAGUUGUCCUGCCAUUCUCAAACUCAAUGAUAAUAAUGUACACAAUAUCAUGUUCACAUUAAUAUGUUAAACUAACCUCAAGCAUCCACUCCAGUCUGACUCAAAGCGCACUUCAUUGCAGUCCGCGUAUAAAGUCACGAUCCAUUCUCAACUACGCCAUGUUGAAUUGUUUUCAAUAGUUUUAAAAAUAAUGAAUAGUGUUCACACAAUAAAACAACUAGUUACAUUUGAAUUUUAAAAACACUUAUGGAGUGAAAAUGCAACUUACAUUGGUAGUGAGGAUCGUUUCGACCUGUUGUACGGUCAUCAUCAGACUGUCUGAAAAAAUAUCACAGUCUUAUACACAGUCUCACAGAAUUAUAGACAGUCAGAUGAUGGUCGUACAACAGGUCGAAACGAUCCUCACUACCAAUGUAAGUGCAUUUUCACUCCAUAAGUGUUUUUAAAAUUGAAGUUAAAUUUUAAUAGUGAAAAAGUAUGGAUAUGCAACAGAGUAACUAGUUACAUUUUGGAACAGGAAUGACUCACUGUUCAAGCGAAAAUUAUGAAACUGCAAACAUGCAAGUUGACGUUGAGGAUCAGCUAGAGCUGGUUAACGUUGCCACCCACAGUCAACGGAUGAUGCCAUUGAAGACGUCUGUAGUGACCAAUAUAAUGCUAUUAGUUCCUCCACAAACUUCCAACAAAUCAAUUAUUGUUAUAAUUAUGUCCUACCUACUGCACCAUGUAAAUUCUUAAUAGUUUUUGUAAUAAUCUAUAGUGUUUCCACAAUAAAAUGAGUUACAUAUUGAAGCAGGAA
This is a messenger RNA of Nilaparvata lugens (brown planthopper), 2516 nucleotides long. RefSeq names its product mediator of RNA polymerase II transcription subunit 11 (gene MED11). Gene Ontology annotation, biological process: regulation of transcription by RNA polymerase II. Gene Ontology annotation, molecular function: transcription coregulator activity. The record is from RefSeq and is a predicted model, not a curated record. The coding region runs from base 275 to 745 and encodes 156 amino acids. The transcript has 3 exons. NCBI's taxonomy places the organism in Eukaryota, Metazoa, Arthropoda, Insecta, Hemiptera, Delphacidae. Gene Ontology annotation, cellular component: mediator complex.